GAAGGCUCGGAUAUGACAAACAUGGGCCUAUUUAAAUAUUUAAACACCACGACAUGUUAGAGAUAUAUUUCUAGACAUAGGUUUUGACGGCGAAAAUGCCAUUUUCAAAAUUCCAGUUCGUAUUCUCUGCAUGGUUGAUUGCUCUAUUUAUUAAUACAAGAUUUCGGUCAAAGAAUCAUAUUUAAUGGAGGCUAAAUAUUUAAGCUAAAUAAAUAAAUAAAUAAAUAUUUAAAUAAAUAUUUCAUUUUCGUACCUAUUUACAUUAAACUCUUUGCCUCCAGCAAACUUUGGAGAUAAAAUUACAACUCUUAACACCCCUCACCUUACACACCCUACACACUAGCCAUGCCUCCCGUUAUUCGCUCUCUCAGUUCAGAGGUUUUCUCUCUUCUCUCUUUUAGAACCACAAGCACCAAUGGCUCGUUGCGCGCGCUCAUCGUCCCGAUGAGCUACCGCAGCUCCGUCAUCACCAGCGAGAAAUCCACUUUCCAAUCAUCCUUUUACAACAGCAACCCACUUACACUCCCUCGUACAACUGCGCCCAGUUUCCGUGUACAACCAUUCUCUACAACCUCCCACCUCUCCAAGAAAAAGGACAAGGGCAACAAGGCCUCCCGAAACUCAGACGGUGGGUCGGGCAGUGGCGCGGCAGAGGCAGCUGGGUUAGAUGGCGAUGAUCCAUUUGGAUUUUCACAGCUGGAAAAUGACAUAGCCGGGGCCGUACAGAGGUUGAAAGAUGAUAUUUCGAAGCUGAGGGCGGGCGGCAGGUUUAACCCGGAAGCGAUUGAGACAUUGCGCGUGGCUGUGAGCAAGGGGGACGGUAAAGGGAGCAAGGAGACAGUGAAGCUAGGAGAGUUGGCACAGGUUAUUCCCAAGGGAGGGAGAAUGCUGACUAUUUUGGUAGGAGAGGAGGAGUAUAUAAAACCCAUAACCUCCUCCCUUCUCUCCUCCAGCCUAUCCCUAAACCCUCAACCAGACCCACACAACAGCCUACAGCUCAACGUCCCCAUCCCGCCACCAACCAAGGAGUCACGCGAUCAAUCGGUUAAGGAUGCGAAGGCCGCCAUGGAUAAGGCAUCUACUGCCGUGCGUAACGCCCGCGGCGCCAUAAACAAGAAGCUGAAGAACAUGGGCGUCAAGAAACUUGUGAGACCGGACGAUUUGCAUAAGCAGGUAGAGAAGAUGGAGAAGAUUGCAGAGAAAGGGCAAAAGGAGGUUAAAGAUGUUUUUGAGGCGGCGAAAAAGGCCCUGGAGGCCUAGUUUUGUAACUUCUUGUUUAUUUGUACCAGGGGGCGUGAAAACGGUCGAUUGAUCGCAGGGGUAGGUAGAUUGCUGUAUAACGGAGGAAUUCAGGGUGCUGUAGGAUACAUACACGGGUUUUUGCCAUUUUCUUUUUUUUUUUUUUUU
Blastomyces gilchristii SLH14081 is the source of this 1407-nucleotide messenger RNA. Its product is annotated as ribosome recycling factor. The coding region runs from base 346 to 1260 and encodes 304 amino acids. The transcript is spliced from 2 exons. Gene Ontology annotation, cellular component: mitochondrion. Gene Ontology annotation, molecular function: ribosomal large subunit binding. Gene Ontology annotation, biological process: translation. Lineage: Eukaryota; Fungi; Ascomycota; Eurotiomycetes; Onygenales; Ajellomycetaceae. The record is from RefSeq and is a predicted model, not a curated record.